AUGGACCCAAUGGUGAUUACAGCAAGAAAAGUUGGAGAAAGAAAGCUUCGAUGCAGUGUCAUGUCGGUUGCUGCUAUCUCUGCUUCGUCUCCAGAUGCACCCAAGGCAAGAGCUCCACGCAAACCGAGGACGGCUCCAGAGCAUCCGACUUACGCAAUCAUGAUAAACGAAGCAAUAACACAAUUGAAGGGGAAGUCUGGAUCAUCUGGGCCAACUAUUUUGAAGUACAUAACGCAACACUACAAAUUAGGAGACAAUGUAACUAUGAUCAACGGGAAUUUGAAACGCGCACUCACCAGAGGUGUUGCCAAGGGAGAACUGAAACAACUUGGUGGAACUGGAGGAACUCCAAGCUUUAAAGUCGUCUCUGACCGCGCACAGAAGAAGACUGCAACUCCAAGGGUGAAGAAGCCUGUUGCAAAGAACGCUACUGACGAACCGAAAGUAGGCAAAAAAGCUGUAGCUACUAAACCUAAUGCAGAAGAAAAAGCGAAGAGUCCCGCAAUAGAAACUGUGCCAAAGGUGAAGGGGAAGAGGACAGUCAAAUCCAAGGCAGUAAAGAGCGUCAAGUCUGUUGCGAAGCCAACCGUAACUAAGACGUAG
Messenger RNA from Necator americanus (New World hookworm), 603 nucleotides. RefSeq lists its product as uncharacterized. The record is from RefSeq and is a predicted model, not a curated record. Gene Ontology annotation, biological process: chromosome condensation; negative regulation of DNA recombination; nucleosome assembly. Lineage: Eukaryota; Metazoa; Nematoda; Chromadorea; Rhabditida; Ancylostomatidae. The transcript has 4 exons. The coding region runs from base 1 to 603 and encodes 200 amino acids. Gene Ontology annotation, molecular function: structural constituent of chromatin; nucleosomal DNA binding; double-stranded DNA binding. Gene Ontology annotation, cellular component: nucleosome; nucleus.